Messenger RNA from Onychomys torridus (southern grasshopper mouse), 2062 nucleotides. RefSeq lists its product as uncharacterized. The coding region runs from base 1 to 1596 and encodes 531 amino acids. The transcript has 6 exons. Lineage: Eukaryota; Metazoa; Chordata; Mammalia; Rodentia; Cricetidae. The record is from RefSeq and is a predicted model, not a curated record.
AUGAGCUCUCCUGAUGAGGUGUCGGUUCGGGGAAGCGGGUUUGGGCCAGAAAGCGGGGAGCACUCAGAAGGACGCCGCCGCUUUAGCCAUGGAUCCCCGAGGAGACAUGGCCUUGGCGCUGACGAGAGGUUGUUACGGAGCAGUGAGGACAAAAUGUGUCUCCCAGACUCCAAGACCUUCCAGUAUGACUCCUGGCUAGACAGGGAUGAGAUGGAGGGAAGGUCAGUGAUUUGGGGCUGCGAAGGUCGCCCUGGCACUCCAGUGGAUGAGAGAGGGGACAGUUUGGACUUUGCACCACAGCUGACAAUAGAGGGCACAAGCUUCGGGCAGCAUGUAGCCAACCGGGAGGCCUGGGGUGUCCGCAGACAUCCGUCCCCAAAAAGCUGCGCUGCUGAGCCCUUGGGCAUUUGGGGAGACUCAGACGCAGGCACAGGCCGGAGAGGCAUGCGGCCCCCGACUUCUGUGGAAGGGAAGCACUUAUCAGCUAGCCAUCAGCACCCCAGGGGUCUGGGGCGGGGCAGGGCCUGGGUGACCCCAAGAAGAGGAGCCACAAGUAGGAUAAUAGCCAGUGAGGAUUUUCAGUAUCUGUCUUCUGACCCUGAGUCUUCUGAUGAAUUCAGUGAGACAGAAAUGAUGAGGGUGACCAUUUGCCUCAAAGAAGGAGGCCAGGCCAAGUCCACUGGCCUCACUGAGCGGGAAGACACAGCCAGACGCACAAAUGUCCAUGGCAGGGGAAGUUUUGUCCAUAUGCCCCCCUCUCUACUGGUCACUACUCCAAGAGGACUCAGCUCAGGCGUGGAGAAGCAGGCUUUGGGAGAGCUGGAAGGCUCUCUGUCUAAGAAAAAGCCAAGUGGGGUCUGGGGAAAAGAAGGGAGCAGAUCCUGCUACCCAGGAGCUGCCGUUGCCACCUCUGCUGCUGUCCCCGCCCCAGUUGCUAUUGCUUCAGGUGCCUCUGCCAAGACCAGCCCUAGAAAAAAGGCAGUAAAGGAGAAGACAACUCAGUGGGAUGCCUCAAGAGGAUCCCUGGGAAGAACCUUCCCACCAUGGGGACAGAGACUUAAGUCAGCUCCUGUAGAACCAGCCACUUUCCCCCCAAUCUCCGGGGUUGCCCUGCUUGGGAAGGCCAGUAAAUGUUCACUGCCUUCGGGGCCCAAAGAAUGUAAGCCCUUCUGCACUGGGAAGAGAUCCAUGGCAAGGAAGACAAAGGAAUCCCAGCCAGGGGCCAAAGAAGAUAAUGACCCAACCAGAGAUCCUGGCCUACAGGCCCAACUUCCAACACAGAAGGCAGAGCAACCUUGCACGUGCACGCAUCGUGGAGAAAUGAGCAGUGGAGACCCCAACACCAGAGCACCUCAAGUUGCAGGAAACUCUCAGUUCUUGUCCUUGAGCCAGAGAAGUGCCAGACCCAGAGCAGCUGCACCAGCUGGUGACCAGGAACCAUCUCUACAUAUCCCAUUCACAGCAGGAGAGAGGCAGUCUGAAACACCAGUAACAAUGGGUUGCCAACAGUGUCUGAUGCUACGGAAGGAAAUAGAGGAACUCAAGGAACAACUAGCCAUCAUGCAGGCCCUCAACGAAAAGUUCCAGGAUCUUUGAAAUGAUGCUGUGCUGUCCACAGGCCCUUUGAAGUUGGACCCAGCAUCCCUGCAGAAGAGGCCAGGCUACUCCCCACGGAUCCUGCUCCUUUCCCGUCACUCUACAGCACUGGUUCUCAGCCUUCCUGAUGCUGCCACCCUCUUAUACCAUUCCUCGUGUUGAUGUGACCCCCAGCAUAAGAUUAUCCCGUUGUUAUUUUCCUGCCUGUAAAUUAGCUACUGCUAGGAAUUUUCAUGAAACUACCCCACAAGCUGAGAACCUGUGCUCUCCAGCCAGAGCCCACUUUGUGCCCCUGACUUUGCCCCUUGCCUACCCCUGGGAUCAGCUGUUGCACACUAAGGCGUUUUUGUCCUGUGUAUGGUCCACCCUUUCUCUUUCGGUGGGUGAUGAGGUACGGCAACAGGGUGGUGGAAACUGUUCCUUUCCCACCCUUCAAAGAACACUAGCCCUCAUUUACACUCUGUCU